UCAAGACAACGAUUAACGACUUCAGUCUGACCGUCCGUUUGGGGGUGAUAAGUUGUGUUGCACUUUAACUUAGUACCUUGCAAACGGAACAACUCCUUCCAGAAUUGACUCAGAAAAACUUUAUCACGAUCCGACACUAUCGACUCGGGUACUCCAUGUAAACGGACCACCUCUCGUAGGAAAGCCGUAGCCACAGUUACAGCCGUGUACGGAUGCUUCAAUGGGACAAAGUGUGUGUAUUUACCGAGUCGAUCAACUAUGACAAAAAUGACCGUGUAACCUUCUGACCUUGGUAACCCAUCAAUAAAGUCCAUGGUUAUCUCUGGCCACACCGACGAUGGUAAUUCCAACGGUUGCAACAACCUGGUGCCAUAGCUGAAUACUUGUGCCGUUGACACACGUCACAUUCUGCCACCAAUCUUGCGACAUCGCCCCUCAUACCUACCCAAUAAACUUCUCUUGCCAUCCUCUGAUAUGUCUUAUGCGAACCGGAAUGACCUCCUACAACACCUCCAUGAAACUCAGCGAACAAUUUUGGAAUCCACGGAGACCCUCGCGGCAACACCAGGCGAUCAUUAAAAAGCAAUCGGUCAUGUUUAACCGAGUAACCUGGUGGUAAAUCUUCCCCAUCAAAAAAUCGCUGCUUAGCGGCCCGUAUGUCUGGCUCGCUAUCUAACACCUUCCAUAAGUCACUCCAAUCAAAACGACUAGUAGUUGUUAACGUAUUAAGUGUUGGGACGGAAUUUUUAUGAGAUAAUGCAUCAGCAACAUUGUUGCAUUUACCUGGUUUGUACACAAUGUCAAAAUUGUACCCCAAUAACUUCGAUAGCCACUUUUGAUGGUCAUCAGUCACUGUGCGUUGUUCAAGGAGAUACUUCAAACUCCUUUGAUCCGUACGAACCACAAACUUACGUCCUAUUAGGUAAGGACGCCACUUUUGGAUGACCAUUACUACCGCCAUUAAUUCCCGCUCAUAAACUGACUUGAGUCUUGCACGGCUUCCCAAAACAUGGCUAAAGAAGGCUAGAGGUCGGUUUUCCUGCAUCAAAACAGCCCCUACUCCAUACCCCGACGCGUCCGUCUCUACUUCAAAAACUUUAGUAAAAUCCGGUAAUGCAAGAACCGGUACCCGAGUCAUUGCUAAUUGCAAUUUCCGGAAAGCUUCUGUGGCUUUGGGGUUCCAACAAAAAUUGUCUUUCUUCAACUGUUCGGUUAGUGGCCAUGCUUCUAACCAUGCUAUUCUCCCAUACCCCUCUACAAACUUUCGGUAAUAACCUGUGAGUCCUAAAAAUCCGCGCAGUUCCCGCAAUGUUGUGACUCGGAGUGGUGGCUUGGACCAAAAGGGGUGCCAACCGUGACCAACGAGGACGUUGGCUCUUUAAAGCGUGGGGUAUUGUUAUGAUCCCACAUCGGCCGAAAGUACUAUAAGUUGGUGGCUUAUAAGUCUAUGUGUCCCCUCCUCCUACAAGCUGACUUUUGGGAGUGAGUUCUACACUUGGGCUUAUGGCACGAUGUGGGCCUAGUAUGGGAUGGGUCCGUAUCAAUUGGUAUUCUAAUAAAUGAAACCUAAAAAUGACACGUGUCUAUCUUUGACACGUGGCAUUUUUCUAUGAUUUUUAUUAUUUUCUUUUUUUGGUAACAAAUCAAAUUCAAUUCAAAUUUUAAAAAUACAAAAUCAUAUCCUAAUAACAUUAUUCUAUUUAUUUUGCUUAACAAAUUAAUUUAUAAUUAUUUACAAUCAAUAAUAUCUUGGUUUUUUUAUAUUUAUUAUAUUUUUAUUUAUAUAAAAUUUUUAGGUAUACCGACCGUGGUUUCUACGGGUUAUAACCUAGUUUUUGUAAUAUUUAAGAAUAAUUUCUUGGUUGAAAUUGAAUGCUUUCUUAUUCUUUGAAUUAAUUUUGGUCGUUUGUGGUAUUUUGUAAUAUUUAGAAUUAUUCCAUCCUUGACAUUAAAGGUUUUUUAUUCUUUGAAUCAAUUUUGGCGUUUGCGGUAUUUUGGUGGCAUUUUUGUAAUAUUUAGAGUUAUUUAUAUAAAUUGUUUGUUAUGUACGUUUGAGGUAAUCCGUAGGUUUUUGUCAUAUUAUUAAUUUCUUUUUGAUUAAAUUGCAAAAUUGGUCAUGGUAUUCCAAAAAAUGCGAAAUAUAUUUGGUCUCAAUAGAACACAAAAAGUGCAGUUUUGGUCCCUGUGGUAUCAAAAUAAUUCAGUUCGAGUCCUGUUUUUUUUACACAACGGUUAAUUCAAAAUACCAAAUUUGCAUUGAAAAUAAAAAUUGGUCAAUGAAAAAAGAAAUGGACUUGAACUGUGUUUUUAAGAUACCAUAAGGACCAAUUUAACAAUUUACUUUUUCUUUUUUAUUAUUCCGAUGCUUUUGAUUUAUUUUGUCAUUAUUAGUUUUUUCUUAUUGAGAUGGUUUUGGUGUUGGAUUUGGAUUUUGGUUCUGGUCGACAUAAAAUCACUCUUUAAGGGUUUAUUUAAUUUUUUAUAAUGAUUUAUUUCCUCCCUUUUAUUAUAUUGUAUUGAUGUCGACUUUCUCAUCUUCAAUUUGAUUGGUUGUGUAAUGUGAUGGUAUAUGAUAUUGUAAUGUACUAAUGUUAUUAUUCCAUACAUUUACAUCACCUUCAAUUCAUUGUAGAAAUAAGAAAUGGCAAAGUACCUCCCACCUGAACUCAUCAUCAACAUCCUCUCAAUGUUACCCUCAAAAUCCCUUCUCCGAUUUCGAUCAGUCUGCAAAUCAUGCCAUUCUCUCAUCUCUUCCCCCGAAUUCAACCAAACUCAUCGUCACAAUUUCAACAAAUUCAACUCUCGUAAUCUUGUUCGAUGUUGUCUAUGGACAGAUAAAAAAGAAGUAUACACUGUCCAUCACAAUGACCAACAUCUUACUCUUGAUGCCCCCAUUGAUUUCCCAUUCAAUCUUCUCCGUGUUGAAUAUGGAACCAUAUUUUUUACACUCAUCGCGUGUUGCAAAGGUGUUGUUUGCCUCUAUAAUGAAAGAUCCCCCAAAAAUGAAAUCCUACUUUGGAAUCCUUCCAUUAGAAGGAAAGUAACCCUAACUCCUCCUUCAUAUAGGCCUGAACUUACUCUCGUUUUCGGGUUUGGGUAUUGUGAGAAUUCCGAUGAUUAUAAGGUAGUGAGACUCGCAUAUGAUCGUAGUAACUUGAUCGAUAGACCGGAGGUUGAGAUUUAUACACUGUGA
Molecule: messenger RNA, 3193 nt
Organism: Lactuca virosa
Lineage: Eukaryota; Viridiplantae; Streptophyta; Magnoliopsida; Asterales; Asteraceae
Source: the annotation of a GenBank genome assembly